This is a messenger RNA of Astrephomene gubernaculifera, 1457 nucleotides long. Lineage: Eukaryota; Viridiplantae; Chlorophyta; Chlorophyceae; Chlamydomonadales; Astrephomenaceae. The record is from the annotation of a GenBank genome assembly.
GGAAAAACGAAAUGAUCUAGGCAGCGUAUGCUGGCAAAGAGAAGAGUGCUUGGUAAACUCCGCGUCACGGGCCUUACGGCAUUCGCGGGUGGUGUGUUAGUGCGUCUUCGUCCACGUGGAAAUGUUUGGUUCUUUUCCAUACAAAAAGAUGGCUCUAGCAAACUCGCUAGCCCGCAAAGCGGGCACUGCUACAAGCAGGCCUGUGCCCUUCACUAGUCGCGUUAGCGUGGCGGCAAAGGCCCGCGUCGCUCUACCUGUACCAUCAUUUAACAGGCAGAACCAACAGAUAGUUUGCCAGGCUGCCGCUGUUGAUGUGGCGGAGAAGCCGCAGAAGCUUCACCCUUCACCACUUAGCAUUGCACCUCCGUCGACCUACGCCAUCGUGGAGAUCGGAGGCACGCAAAUGUUUGUCGAGCCCGGCAAGUGGUACACCUGCAACCGGCUGAAGGCGGAUGUGGGGUCCAAAAUUCAGUUUGGCCGUGUGCUUGCGCUCAAGCAUGACGGCAAGCUCACCGUCGGCAAGCCUUAUCUCAGCGACGUAGCAGUCGAGGCGGAGAUUAUUGAGGAGUUCCGUGGCCCAAAGGUGAUUGUUUACAAGAUGCAGCCCAAGAAGCACUACCGGCGCAAGCAGGGCCACAGGCAGGAGCUCUCCAAGUUUAUGGUCACAAAGAUCGAGGCGCAGUAAGCGCCGUGUACUGUUAACUUGUGGCUGCAAUUCAUCGCUGGAGCUUCAAGCAGCUGUAAAGAUUGAGAGCUGUGUCCAUGUAGCAGCGGAGCGAGCUGGGUGGGAUGGUCAACCUGGGCUCGUGUUUCAGGAGGGAUCGCGCACCCACCUGAUGGGUACCAUAAGGGGAGCGCUUGGUAUAGAAUAGGAUUGCAUCCCCAUCGCAUUUUUCCUGGUUGGCGAUGGGGUAUGUAGGGAGCGGGCAUGGGUUACAGCGCCAAUGGCGCACAUGUUCGACGCUGUUGGACAGUUUAGGUGCUAGCAGGUCUGCAUGAGGGGGCUGCGGCAGUUCAAGGAAACGGAGACAGAUGCGCAGUUACCUAUGGCGCUGCGUGGUGCGGGGAGGAUGCCGCCUGUUGAUGCCUUAUCUUGCACGAAUCGUGGCUUUUGGCACUCGAGACUGCUGCUGUGCUCGGGAAGAGCUCUCGUUUGGACGGCGUUGCGUUGACUGUGACAAGACGGGUGGCGCGUAUCGAAUCCCCGAGCUGUCCUCAUCGUGUGCUGUGUUGGGGUUGAGGUGCCGUGGCGGUUGGUGGUGGGCGUGUGAGGUUUCGUAGCCUUGCACGCUCUGUAAGGCAAAUAUACGAAUAUUCAAAAAAAAUGUCCACAAUUUCCAAGGCUGGAGUUUCAAUGACAGCCAGCGCCUAGUGGGGCACGCUUCCUACAAGGAGAGUACAAACGGGUCUUUCAGGCCAGCAUGGGAAUGUUUUAAGGAGAACCUCCACAACCGCAC